AUGGCUUCCGUAAGAGAUACGGCGACUUUCUUUCUCGAGGGUACGGCAAGCCAAUUCGAACACGUUAUUAAAUUGUAUCCCCAGGCAUUGAGACUCAAGGCCGAUAGGAAAAACAAGAAACCCGAGGAACUUAUCAAAUUGGACAAUUGGUAUCAAAAUGAACUGCCAAAAAAGAUAAAAUCCCGUGGCAAAGAUGCCCAUCUUAAUCACGAAGAAUUAGUUCAGACAAUGAAAUGGAAGCAGACACGAGGCAAGUUUUACCCACAGCUCUCAUACUUGGUAAAAGUAAACACUCCCCGAGCAGUAAUGGCUGAGACAAAAAAAGCUUUCAAAAAACUUCCAAACUUGGAGCAAGCCAUUACAGCACUGUCGAAUCUCAAAGGAGUCGGGACGACGAUGGCGUCAGCACUACUCGCAGCCGCAUCACCCGAGCACGCUCCCUUCAUGGCUGAUGAGUGUCUCAUGGCGAUACCUGAAAUCGAGGGCAUUGAUUACACGACCAAGGAGUACCUCAAUUUUGUUCAACACAUCCAGACCACCGUCGAGAGGCUUAACCAACAGACGACGAAUGGAAAGACCUGGAGCCCUCAUCGAGUAGAAUUGGCACUGUGGACUCAUUACAUAGCAUCUGAAAUGAAGCCAGAAUUGCUUGAUGGGAUCCCCGGAGUCACGGAAAAUGGAAAAACUCACUCAUCGAGCAAUGGAGACGCGACUGAGCCCUCAGACGACAGCAAUCAAGAUGCAGCUGUUGUUAAUGGAAAAGAACCAGCAACGAUUGAUCCAGCUGCCAUCGACGAGAAUAGCACGACCACCUCCUUCACCGAGGACUCUAUGGACAAACCAGCGACUCCAAUCACUGCUGCCGUCGCUAGUGAAGACACAAACGAUUCGUUAACAACAAACGAAAAUGAAGAUUGCAGCAACACAUCAAGGCCAACUGACAGUGAGGAUACUGAAGAUUCACAGGACGCUCAGGAACCACCCAUUAAAAAAAUUAAAAAGUGA
Cotesia congregata is the source of this 1005-nucleotide messenger RNA. NCBI's taxonomy places the organism in Eukaryota, Metazoa, Arthropoda, Insecta, Hymenoptera, Braconidae. The record is from the annotation of a GenBank genome assembly.